Molecule: messenger RNA, 330 nt
Organism: Staurois parvus
Lineage: Eukaryota; Metazoa; Chordata; Amphibia; Anura; Ranidae
Source: the annotation of a GenBank genome assembly
UUGAAUUUCCGGACUACAUAUGUCAGUCAUUCUGGACAAGUGGUGUAUGCUCCACGCUCUAUCUGUAUCCACUACCUCGCCACAUGGUUCUUUGUGGACCUCAUUGCUGCUUUGCCCUUUGAUCUUCUCUAUGCAUUCAACGUCACAGUGACAUCUCUGGUACACUUACUGAAGACGGUUCGACUAUUGAGACUACUGAGGCUAUUGCAGAAGCUGGACCGAUAUUCCCAGUACAGUGCCAUGGUGCUAACACUUCUGAUGUCCAUGUUUGCUCUGCUGGCUCACUGGAUGGCCUGUGUCUGGUAUGUUAUUGGGCGCAAAGAGAUGGAA